CAAGUAUAAUAAGGGGCGGGCUUGCGGUUCUCCACUAGGCAAGAGAGAGUUCCAAACUAGCUUCAAGGAGAACUAAAGGAAGAAACGUUGGCUCUUCCUCCCAAUGGAUUCCUCCUUCUUCUACCCCACAAGCUAUCAACACUCGCCGGAAUCCUCCAUCGGCUCGCCGGAGUCCUUCCCGUGGGGCCACAGGCUCUUCUACUCCGAGCAAGAGCCCCUCCCCUUCGACGUGAAUGACUCCGAGGAGAUGCUCCUGCUCGACAUGCUGGCGAAGGCCUCGUCGUCGUCGGAUGCUAGCGACUCCAAUACGAACCAGCCCAAAGAAGAGGAGGUGGACUCGAAGAGCAAGGCAGGGAAUGGCACCAAAGAGCAGAGCUACCGAGGGGUGAGGCGCAGGCCGUGGGGAAAGUUCGCAGCGGAGAUUCGUGACUCGACUCGGCACGGCAUUAGGGUGUGGCUUGGAACCUUUGACAGCGCAGAAGCCGCGGCGUUGGCCUACGACCAGGCAGCGUUCUCGAUGAGGGGAUCGAUGGCGGUGCUGAAUUUUCCGGUGGAGCGGGUCCGGGAGUCGCUGAGGGGGAUGAAGUAUGGGGAGGAGGAGGGGGUGUCGCCGGUGGUGGCGCUGAAGAGGAGGCACUCCAUGAGGAGGAAGUCUAUGGGGAAGAAAGGGAAGGGGAGGGAGGCGAGCAUAGAGAGUGUGGUGGAGUUGGAGGACUUGGGGACAGAGUAUCUGGAGGAGCUUCUAAGGCAAUCAGAGGUUGCUGGCCCUUGGUGAAGCUGAACCACUUCAAUUAUCUUGACUUUGUUCUCUUUAUUUGUAUGAUCUUUCUCUGUAGUUUCUCUUUGUUUCCAAUUCCUUUCUUGUUUCCUUAUAUCUUUCUUUCCUUUUUUUUCUCUCUCCUUUUUUCUUUUUUUUUCCUUUGGUUUUAAGGGACAAUGAGGUAGAGAACUCCGCUUCUUGUUUCCUUCAAUUGUUCAAUCUAGGGGGAACUAUUUUCUUUUUGACUCCCUGGAUGGCAAAAAUGUAAUAUUAAGCGUUUUCGGUGUCUUGCUUCUUCCUAAUGCAAUCCAUUAGCUGUUUGUAAUGUAAAGUGAAGAGUUUAUGGU
Messenger RNA from Elaeis guineensis (African oil palm), 1107 nucleotides. Its product is annotated as ethylene-response factor C3. Gene Ontology annotation, biological process: ethylene-activated signaling pathway; regulation of DNA-templated transcription. The record is from RefSeq and is a predicted model, not a curated record. Gene Ontology annotation, molecular function: DNA-binding transcription factor activity; DNA binding. NCBI's taxonomy places the organism in Eukaryota, Viridiplantae, Streptophyta, Magnoliopsida, Arecales, Arecaceae.